Molecule: messenger RNA, 2027 nt
Organism: Phoenix dactylifera (date palm)
Lineage: Eukaryota; Viridiplantae; Streptophyta; Magnoliopsida; Arecales; Arecaceae
Product: Nucleotide-diphospho-sugar transferases superfamily protein
Cellular component (GO): membrane
Molecular function (GO): glycosyltransferase activity
Source: RefSeq, a predicted model, not a curated record
CAAACGGGUUUGGGUGAUGUCCCGCCCACGGGAUUACCCACAGCAUAUACAGUCGUAUAAUUAAGAAGAUCAUCCAAAGAUUAAGUUGAGAAUAUAAGAGGUUGAGGCAGAGACACCCUAUCUCAACUCUAAUAAGAUCAUUCGUUUGGUGUAAAAACAAAAUAAUAUCCGAUUUCUUAAAACCAAAAAAAAUAAUAUUAAAAAAAUAAUUUUUAUAUGUAGCAGAAAAAAUAGCAGUUUAGGAAUCCGUCUCUAACAAUUGGGUUGGUGAAACUCUCUAUCUCAUGAAAAAAAGGUUAAAGUAACUUAUCAAAAAGAAUCAAGUUAUGGAUCAGCAUGAAAAAGUUUGUUUUUCGGAUCCCAUCUAAUGAACAGGGAAUGAAUAAAAAUGCCCCGCUUCGCCUCCCUUGUUGCCCCUCCACGCUCCUGCUACCGUUGCCUGACUUGGAACCCUGAUGAUGAACGGGAAUACCGCAACCAACGGUCUAGAGUCACUGCCCUGGUCGGAUUCCAAACCGCCGCCCCUCCCUCCCCAUCUCCACCCGUGGACGUUGGGGGAGUUUCGGUGUGCCUGAUGGGGCCUACCAUCACCACCAUCGUUGCGAUCGUCUACUUUUUGCCAACCCUCCGAGUGAGAGUGAAUGGACCUACUUUUUUCUUUUUUGGACAAAUCUUGAUCCCUAACGAGCGGUUAGAAUCCAAUCUGAAACCACCCAUACUGCUCGAUCCAAGGACCCCGAUCCGUUGACUCCACCCAAAGAGGACAGAAAGAAAACCUUUCUUGGUCCCCUCCCAUCGCCGAAACUCACACCCGGUCCGCGUGCCUCCUCCGCCUUCGGCCGCCGCGAUGCAGCGGCGAAAACACCUCCUUUCCUUCUUCUCUUUCUUCUUAGUGUUCUCCCUUCUCUCCGGCACCACUGCCGCAUCCUCAGAGGACGCCUGCGAUCCCCGAUCCCUGCCGGACCCGCUGACCUUUCGGCCGGACCAGCUCACCGUCCUCAUCAGCGGCUAUUCGGAGCGCCGCCUCCCGCUCCUGCGCUCCCUCGCAGCCGGCUACGCCUCUCUCCCCUCCGUCGCCGCGGUCAUCAUCCUGUGGGGCAACCCUUCAACACCUUCCCACGUGCUCUCGCCCCUCCUCUCCUCCUCCUCCAAAGUCACCCUCGUCCGCGACCCGUCCCCGUCUCUCAACGCCCGGUUCCUGCCGCGCGCCGCCAUCCGCACGCGUGCCGUGGCCGUCUGCGACGACGACGUGGAGGUCGACCACCGGUCCCUGGCCUUGGCCUUCGCGGUGUGGAGGUCCCACGAGCACAGCCUGGUGGGCUUCUUCGCGCGGUCCCACGACCUGGACCUGGCACGCCGGACCUGGAUCUACACCAUCCACCCGGACCGCUACUCGAUCGUGCUCACCAAGUUCAUGAUCCUCGGAACCGACUACCUCCACCGCUACAGCUGCUGGACCCGCUUAGCCGAGGCGCGGCGAUUGGUGGACCGCCAGCGCAACUGCGAGGACAUCCUCAUGAACUUCGUUGUCGCCAUGGCCAUGGCCGCGGAGGGCAGGGCGGGGCCCGUCACCGUGCUGGUGGAGGGCAGGAGGGUCAGAGACUGGGGCGACCCCCGGAACAGCGGAAACAGCAGCAGCAGCAGCAGCGACGACCGUCAUGGUGAUGCAGUGAAAGAGCAAGAGAGGGAAAGAGAGAUCACACGGGUGGGAUUGAGCGCCAGAGCGGACCACCGGAAGAGGCGUGGGGAUUGCAUCAGGGAGUUCCACCGCAUGCUGCGUGUGAUGCCCCUUAGGUACAGCUACGGGAAGGUGGUGGAGGGGCUCGGUGAGCAGGGUCUCUGCCUCAAGGGUGCGAAGCUGGUCUUCUGCGAUCGAGACUAGCCCCUGAUUUCUAUUGUCACCCAACCGUUUUCUGCAUCUUCGUCUUAAAAAGGGGAGGGGGGUGAUGGCGAUGGACUAGUUUAAUAAAAAUUAAACCCUACCGCUUUAAAUUGAAGAGUGCUAGCCUCCAGUUAUAGGCGCCUCA